AUGACACGCAAGAUCGUCAACCGCCAAGAGUGGCUCACAGCCAGAAAAGCCUUCCUGGAGAAGGAAAAGGAACACACCCGAGCAGGUGAUGCCCUCGCCGCCGAGCGCCGCAACCUCCCUAUGGUAAAGGUCGAAAAGACCUACACUUUUGAGGGCCCUGACGGCACUACCACCUCCCUUGCAGACCUCUUUGGGGACAAUGAUCAACUCAUCGUCUACCACUUCAUGUUCAAACCCGGCGACGAUGAGGGUUGCCGCGGCUGCUCUCACGUUGGCGAGUCGUUGCCUGACCCGCGACACCUUAACUUCAAGAACACUGCGUUUGCAUGCGUGUCCCGUGCUCCGGCUGAAAAGCUCGAGGAGUACAAGAAGCGCAACGGAUGGACCUGGCCGUGGUACUCGAGCGGCGACUCCGACUUCAACUAUGACUUUUUCGCCACCAUCGACGAGGCCAGGGGUCAAGAUCUGCUCAACUUUCGCACAAAGGACGAGGUCGAGGCUAAAGGUCAGACGUGGUGGGAGGGCGGUGAUGUUCCUGGGUAUAGCGUCUUUCUGAAGGAGGACGGCGAGAUCUAUCAUACGUAUUCGACGUUUGCGAGAGGUGGGGAGACGGUGCUGACGACUCUGAUGAUGCUUGACAUGACGCCUCUCGGGAGGCAGAUUGGCCAGUAUGGACCGGCCGAGUUUAAGCUCAAGGAUGAGUAUGCGUCUGCCAAGUAG
This is a messenger RNA of Fusarium keratoplasticum, 720 nucleotides long. RefSeq lists its product as uncharacterized. The coding region runs from base 1 to 720 and encodes 239 amino acids. The transcript is spliced from 2 exons. NCBI's taxonomy places the organism in Eukaryota, Fungi, Ascomycota, Sordariomycetes, Hypocreales, Nectriaceae. The record is from RefSeq and is a predicted model, not a curated record.